AUGGACGCGAGCGCGGUGAAGAAGAUGAAGGUUCAGGAACUUCGGGACGAGCUGGAGAAACGUGGGUUGGACACCGCGGGGUUGAAGAACCAGUUGGUCGAACGCUUGGAGGAAGCGCUGGGUGGUGGCGAUGGUGACGGCGACGCGGAGGAGGAGCUGGAGGACGUCCCGGACGUGGAGGUGUCCGCGGCGGACGCGGCCACGCUUAAAGAGCUCGAGAAGAAGGACGAUGAGACGAAGGGAGCGGAAAGGAAUGGGUCUGAAAAGAAGAAGGAACUUCCGAAGCCGAAGCCGACGAAGGAGGAGAUCGAAAAGGCGAAGGCGGAGCGCAGAGCCGCGGCGGAGAAGGCUGAAGCCGAGCGUAAAGCCGCGGCGGAGAGGGCGAAGAAGGAAGCGGACGAGGCGUUCGUUAAGGAUUUGGAGCGUAGAAAGGAGCGCGCGGAGAAGUUCAAACUUCCGUUUGCGCUGAGCGAACAAGAAAAGGCGCGGAUUCGUAACGUCGGCGCCGAGGAGAAGUUUGGAUUGGACAAAGCCGCGGACGCGUCCGUCAAGCCGGCGGAGAAGACCGCGGAACAAAAGGCUAAGGAAAAGGCUGAUUUCGAGGCCAAGCUCAAGGCACGCGCCGAGCGCUUCGGUGACGCCCUCAAGCCGCUCCCGAAGCCGACUCCGAUGUUUACGAACUCUAAGCGUCCGGGCGACUCAAUCCCACAGCCUGUGGCGAAAAAGUAA
Ostreococcus tauri is the source of this 729-nucleotide messenger RNA. Its product is annotated as SAP domain. Gene Ontology annotation, biological process: poly(A)+ mRNA export from nucleus. The coding region runs from base 1 to 729 and encodes 242 amino acids. NCBI's taxonomy places the organism in Eukaryota, Viridiplantae, Chlorophyta, Mamiellophyceae, Mamiellales, Bathycoccaceae. The transcript has 2 exons. The record is from RefSeq and is a predicted model, not a curated record. Gene Ontology annotation, cellular component: nucleus.